Molecule: messenger RNA, 1095 nt
Organism: Saimiri boliviensis boliviensis (Bolivian squirrel monkey)
Lineage: Eukaryota; Metazoa; Chordata; Mammalia; Primates; Cebidae
Source: RefSeq, a predicted model, not a curated record
GAGAGUUCCCCCACUGGCGAAGAGAGGGUCACCAGCUGGAUUCCCCCUCCCCGCCCCACUCCACCCCGACCCCCACGGGCCUCCAGCUGCUUCCAGGCGGAGGCCUGCUCCCUCGGGGCCAAUAGGAAGGCCAUAAGGUCACCUGAUGGGCGUGCCCUCCAGCCACUUCUCCGCCCAGGCCUGCUCCCUGCAGGCCAAUGGGAAGGCGAUGAGAUCACCUGAUGGGCGUGCCCUCUAGCCGCUUCCAGGCCGAGGCCUGCUCCCUCGGGGCCAAUGGGAAGGCCAUAAGGUCACCUGAUGGGCGUGCCCUCCAGCCACUUCUCCGCCCAGGCCUUCUCCCUGCAGGCCAAUGGGAAGGUGAUGAGGUCACCUGAUGGGCAUGCCCUCCAGCCGCUUCCAGGCCGAGGCCUGCUCCUUCGGGGCCAAUGGGAAGGCGAUGAAGUCACGUGACGGGCGUGUCCCUGGUGAGGCCGUAGCCACGUGCGAGCGAGGCGGUUACCGUGUGGUGACGUGGUGGCACGAGGAUGUACGUGCCCAACGGACUGGGCUCCCCAGCCAGUGAGGGGCUGGGCCCUCGUCGCUAGGAUACACGGUACUGGACGCCAUAACGGUCAUCUUGAGAGGCAUCUCGUAGCUCUAGAGCAAGCCGAGCCGAGAUCGCGCACUCAACACCCAGCAUGUCGGAGAGGAGGAGCCGUCGAGGGUCCUCUGGUGCUGGCGGCCGGAGGCACACCCGCUCUCGCACCGCCCGAGCGGAGGUUUUGUUUUCUGUGAGCCAAGUGGAGCGUAGUCUACGGGAAGGCCACUACGCCCAGCGCCUGAGUCCCUGUGCGCCAGUCCACCUCGCUGUCGUGAUUGAGUCCCUCACGGCCCAGAUCCUGGAGCUGGCGGGCAAGGAGGCCCACAACAGCGGAGACACGACCAUCACUCCGCAGCUGCUGCACAUGCCGGUUCACAACAACGCGCUGCUGAGCACCCUCUUUGACACAACCACCAUCUCUCAAGUGGUUCCCGGCCGGGACUAGCUGCUGACGACGCCCGACUUCUGGGACCCGGCAGGUCCACUCGUCCACCUACCCAGCCCCAAAUCCCCCA